AUAUAAGAGAAACAGAAUUGGGGCUUUGGUUGGAAAAACCCUAUCAAGUGGUACUGUUGGGAGUUAGGACUUUGCGGCAGAGCGGAGAGAGAUGUCUACAUCGGCGGCGGCGGAGACUGGGUUCCUGAGGAUAGAAGAGAUAGAAGGGAGAGGGAGGGGUCUGGUGGCUUCGCAGCCACUGAAGGCCGGCCAAAUUGUCCUCAGGGACUCCCCUAUCCUCCUCUACUCUGCUUUUCCUCUGAUCAACCCUUCUUCCUCUCGCCCCUCCACUUCCAAUACCUACUGUGCCAAGUGCUUCAGAACCUUAUCAUCUUCUUCGCCCUCGGUGGUUUCUUGCCCCUCUUGCUCCCACUUUCAUGUCUUUUGUAGCCAAAACUGCCUGUCCGCUGCACUCACUUCAUCCCACGCUCCAUGGGUAUGCCAAGCCCUUUCUCGUCUCCGCGAUUGUUCUUCUCUCCUGCUUGAACAACCCAUGGAACUCCAGCUGCAGGCCCUUUUCCUGGUGGCCGCCUACCAUCUUUCCCUUGUCUCUCUUUCCCAAUUCCAGAUUCUGCUCUCUCUUGAGGGCACCCCUGGCGCCAGGGACUCCGCCGCUGCUCAUUUCCUGCAUUCUCUCAUCUCCUCCCUCUUCCCGUCGCCUCCGGUUGAGGGUUUCUCGGUGGAACUCACGGCCGCAUUGUUGGCCAAGGACAAGCUUAAUGCCUUUGGGCUUAUGGAGCCUUUUUCCUCCAUUGACGGUGGCCAACGUUCUGUCCGAGCUUACGGUAUCUACCCGAAUGCCUCCUUCUUCAACCACGACUGCCUUCCCAAUGCCUGUCGUUUUGACUACGUCGACACCUCCCCCAAGCACCAGAACAACACCGACAUUAUCAUUCGGAUGAUUCAUGAUGUUCCGCAAGGUAGGGAGAUAUGCUUAAGCUAUUUUCCAGUCAACGAUAAUUAUGCCAGCAGGCAGAGGAGGUUGAUGGAGGACUAUGGCUUCACUUGUCAUUGUGACCGCUGCAAGGUCGAAGUCAAUUGGUCUGAUGAUGAUAAUGAUGAUCUUGCCGAGGAGGAGGACGAGGAGGAGAUAGACGAAGUGAUGGAUGAGGACCACCAUGACCAAAUCAUGGAAUCCUCCCUGGGGAAAGGAGAUGCCGACUUCCCCCACGCCUAUUUCUUUGUCAGAUACAUGUGUGAUAGAGAAAACUGCUGGGGCACGCUGGCUCCUUUGCCCCCUAAGGACGAGGCUACUCCCUCUGACGUUAUGGAAUGUAAUGUAUGUGGCAAUCUCAAGAAUGACCAAGUGACUGAUGCAAAUGGAGGAGAAGACCAGCUUUCUAUGGAUGAUUGAGCUCUCUUCCUUCCUGCCUUUGAUACUCGGUUAUAGUUUUUAUCUUCAGCUUGAUCUUCGGUUGCUUCAGUUACGGAUGCUGCUUCGCUGCUUCGCUGCUUCAGUUACUGAUGCUCCAAUAUGCCCUUGCAAUCAAAAUGGCAGUUCUUGAACUUGAAGAUUGUUACGCAAUAGAGUAAACUGAGCCGCAUGCAAUGUUUUGGUAAGCAGAUCAGCCAGCUGAUUUUUUAUUGACAAAAAUGAAACCUCAAGUUUCUUUUGAAUAACUUGAUCACGCACAUGGUGAAAAUCAAUUUUAAUAUGUUUAGUCAUAGCAUGAAACAUCGGAUUGGAAGAGAGAUAUGUGGUACCAAUAUUAUCACACCAUAGUUUUGGCCAAAUCGGUAAUCUAAAAUGCAAAUCAUGAAGUACGGAUUGAAUCCAUUGAAUUACAGCUGCGGUAUUGGAUAAAGAUUUAUACUCGGACUCGGUGCUACUCCGUGCUACUAUUUGUUGCUGUUUGCAAUUCCAUGAAAUUAGAUUAUUGCCAUGAAAAACACAAUAAGUGCCAACACUUCUGCAAUCAUCACCGUCACCCGACCAAUCGGCAUCACUAAACCCAUGAAGAGAAUGAUCCAUUUGUUUUGUAAACCGAAGGCCAAUGAAAUUGUAUUUUUUAGAUAUUGUAGUAUUCUCUUCACUUCUUGGCAAUGAGGAUCCUUUGGUUGAUGGAUAAACUUACUUACACAAUGAACACAGUAAGCAAUGUCUGGUCGAGUAAACCCAAGAUAAUGCAAGGCUCCUACUGUGCUUCUAUAGAGCUUAGGAUCAAUAAAAUUUGCACCAUCAAAUUUUGAAAGAUGACAAGUAGUUGACAUCGGUGUUGCAGGCUUCACUUUAUCAAGAUUGACUUUGCGCAGCAGCUCAGUAAUAUACCUUAUUUGUGUUAGAAAUAAAUCAUUACCAUUAUAUAAAGUUUCCACCCCUAAAAAGAAUGAAAGUGCGCCUAAGUCUUUCAUGGGAAAAACUGUGGAUAGGCUUCUUAUUAAUUUAUCAAUAGCCUUUGAAUUUGAGCCAGUCACGAUGAUAUCAUCGACAUAAAUUAGGAUGAUUAAAUGAAAUUGAUCUUGGUGAAGGGUAUAUAGAGACGUAUCAGAUUUAGAGCCUUCAAAUUCAAGUUGUUGUAAUUGAUCAGUGAGUCGAGAAAACAAUGCUCGUGGGACUUGUUGAAGACCAUAGAGACUCUUUUUUUAAUUUGUACACAUGAUUUGGAUAAUUGGGAUGAAUGAAUCAUUGCGGUUGAUACAUAUAGACAUUUUCUUGAAUGAAUCCAUAAAGAAAUGCAUUUUGAAUAUCCAAUUGUCGAAAUGACCAAUUGUUAGAGACUGCAAGAGAAAUGACAAGGCGUAUGGUGAUCAAUUUUACCACUGUUAUGAAGGUCUCAGUGAAAUCAACACCCUCUUGUUGAUGAAAUCAUUUUGCAACUAGGCGUGUCUUGAACCGUUCAAUGCUGCCAUCUGCAUUUCUUUCUACCCGAUAGACCCAUUUAUUUCCAACAAGAUUUUGGUUUGGUUGUGAUGAAACUAAAUCCCAAGUACCAUUUUGAAUAAGUGCAUUGAAUUCAACAUCCAUUGCAUUACGCCAAUGAGGAAAUUUUGACGCUUCCGUGGAGCAGCUUGGCUUGGUAGUUGAUGAAUUAGCCUUAGAUAGAAGUACCUGUGGAAUGGGAUAUUUGAUAUAUCCAACAUAUGGUUGUUUUGGCCUGAGACUAUUUGUCGGAAAUCUUGUGGUCAUGCGCUGGGAGGUUGAUAUUGUGUCAAUGGAGAGAGGGACAUGUGGGACAUCAACAACCACUGAGUUGGGAAUAGCAUGCGAGUUUGGAGCAUUUGCAUGAGUUGUGUCUUGUUGUGCCAUGGUAGAGUUAGUUGGCAAUUGAUCAAUUGCAGGUGGCGUUGUAAUGGUUUGACAAUUAUCAUCUAUUGCAUGCAAAGUUA
Messenger RNA from Juglans regia (Persian walnut), 3306 nucleotides. Its product is annotated as histone-lysine N-methyltransferase ASHR2. NCBI's taxonomy places the organism in Eukaryota, Viridiplantae, Streptophyta, Magnoliopsida, Fagales, Juglandaceae. Bases 92 to 1333 code for a protein of 413 amino acids. The record is from RefSeq and is a predicted model, not a curated record. Gene Ontology annotation, molecular function: protein binding. The transcript is spliced from 2 exons.